AUGCCCGCCCUCGCCAACAGCGCCCGUGCCGUCGCACGAUCAUGGACAGCCCACCAGAUGCCCGUCGCCCGGGCGGGCUGCACCGCCAUGCAGACCCGUAACGCGUCGGCGUCGUCGUUCGACAGCCCCUUCAAGGGCAGCGCCGACAGCACCAAGAUCCCCUCGUUUGCCGCCUACCGGAACAAGAACGGCGAGCAGAGCACCAAGGUCUUCCAGUACUUCAUGGUCGGCACAAUGGGCGCCCUGUCCGCUCUUGGCGCGAAGGCGACCGUCCAGGACUUCCUCGUCAACAUGUCCGCCUCCGCCGACGUUUUGGCGCAGGCCAAGGUCGAGAUCGACCUCGCUGCCAUCCCCGAGGGCAAGAAUGUCAUUAUCAAGUGGCGAGGCAAGCCCGUCUUCAUCCGCCACCGCACCGAGAGCGAAAUCAAGGAGGCCGAGGACACCAAGUGGGAGUCUCUGCGUGACCCCCAGUCUGACGGCGACCGCGUCCAGAAGCCCGAGUGGCUGAUCAUGUUGGGCGUUUGCACCCAUCUUGGUUGUGUGCCCAUCGGCGAGGCCGGCGACUUCGGCGGCUGGUUCUGCCCCUGCCACGGAUCCCACUACGACAUCUCUGGCCGCAUAAGAAAGGGACCCGCGCCCCUCAACCUCGAGGUGCCCGCAUACGACUUCCCUGAGGAGGGCAAGGUUGUCAUUGGUUGA
Molecule: messenger RNA, 699 nt
Organism: Ascochyta rabiei
Lineage: Eukaryota; Fungi; Ascomycota; Dothideomycetes; Pleosporales; Didymellaceae
Product: Quinol--cytochrome-c reductase
Exons: 4
Coding region: 1-699 (232 amino acids)
Biological process (GO): mitochondrial electron transport, ubiquinol to cytochrome c
Cellular component (GO): membrane
Molecular function (GO): 2 iron, 2 sulfur cluster binding; quinol-cytochrome-c reductase activity
Source: RefSeq, a predicted model, not a curated record